GUUCAAUUUGGACAAUAAAAUGAGGUGCAAACUCAAAUUAUCCCAUAAAAGAAUUAGACUCGAAACUGAACCGAUAGGAACCGGUACCGCUGAAUUUAUUUUAGAACUAGUACUGCGAUAUUGUGGUUCUAGUUUUUCAAAAUUUGAAACCCGGGCUGUUCGUUUCCAAGUGUAGUUCAGUUCGGAACAGGGGACACACCUACAGGCCGCGAUGCAAAACUAUAAACUGCAGUAAAACUUUUGCGAAUCGUAGGCUCGCCACAGCAACCUUAGUCCUCGUGACUAAAGUGCUGCUUUACCGGAUAUUUCGCCCCGCCUUAAGGCGGGAAUUCUCUCUUUUUUCACACGCUACACAGCCCAGCAAACCAACUGCUUUUUAGGCAGAGUCGAAACUUCCUAUAAGUUCCCUUCCCAGCAAUCCCAGUCCAUCCCCUACCAUCCUCUGAGCUCGGUAAGCAAUGGAAGACCCUUCACCAACACCAAGACAUGAUGAGAUCAAAGAAAUCCAUAAGAUAUCAGCUGUCAUAUUUGAUUUGGAUGGUACCCUUUUGAACACAGAGCAGGUGACAAAGGCUGUGUUUAAGGAUUUUUUGGCUAAAUUUGGGAAAGUCCCAGAUAGGGAGAAGGAAACUAAAAGGCUGGGGUUGGUUCAGAGAGAGGCUGUCAGUUCCAUAAUCAAAGACUAUGAUCUCCCGCUGACACCUGAUCAGUAUAUAAAGGAUAUCUUACCCUUACAUCUUGGAAACUCUUGGGCGCCUUUUGUGUAGGCUGUGCUUGUGGCCCCAAAAGGAGUUUACAACAAGUUUCCAUAUCCAUGAGAUGGAGACUAAAGUUAUUACUAUUGUGACAAUCUAUGAGGUAAAAGUGGAUAAUUCGAUGUCAUUUGUGUAUCCACUUUAGUCCUUGAAUUGUCCCAAAAGAUGUAAUUUUUCGUCCUUUGUCUCGUACAAACAUUACUAAUCAAACAGUUGAAUGAAAAAAGAUCAAUCAGUGCUUUGUUAAUAGCAGAUUGGAAUUGCAAACAAUUUCUUUCCUUAACUGCAUUCAGCAUAUUUUGUCCUUGAUUCAGAACAAAGCUUCCAGAAAAACACUAUCCCUAUCUGCUAAACAAAUUCGGAUGGUAUCAUGGAUAAUCCAAUAAAAAUCAGUGGUUAUCUGAUAAUUGAUCAAAACUGUAUAUAAGAUAACUUCUUAAUUUGACUAAUAGUGCUCAAACUAAAAUUUCAGUUACAACUGGAAGUUAAUGUUUUCAUGAGAGGAAAUACUCAAUUUGCCACCUUUAUGUUAAUUUAAGGACUAAAAUUGGAUACGUCGACAGUUGAGGGACUGAGUUCAUUAUAUCACCAUAACGAGAAUACGAGAGUACCAAAUAUGAAGAAGAUUAUAUAUGUAGAAUUAAUUAGCACACAACAUAUUUUGAAGUUUUCAAUGAAUUAGCUAAAUUUGCAUUUCACUUAUUUGUCAUGUGGGUUUUUUCUAUCAAGGUAGAUAAUACUGUGUAUAAUUCAUCAUGAAUCUAAUAUGUCUGAAGUAGAUAAAUUUUCAUUCACGGUUGUUGAGCUCUCCUAAUCUCCGUUUUGCCAGCUACAAUUUCCUUAUAACUCUAGCAUUGUAUCACUGGUAUUCUCUUUAGGGUCUGUUUGGAUGAGGAUUUUUGUAGGAAAGACUUUUGAAGGCUUAGUCAUAUAUCUUCACACACAUAUGAUUAUAUCAAAUAUGAAAGAUCAUUAACAUAGUGUAUAAUCGUAGAGCAUUUCAAUCUCCUUUUAUUGGUUUUUAGAAAUAUUUUAAUUAUGAAGGAAUAGACUACAAAUAUUCACUCCAAAUCCGUUUCCUCCAAACCCCUUAAAACUCCUCAUACAAACAGACCCUUUAGAGUGUAUGACUAUCUCUUUGUAUUCCAUGUUCAUGAAAAAGUCCCACAGUUACUGCAUAAAAGAUAUUUAUGGCUUGAUCUUCAUUUUAUCACUUCCUCCAUAGAGAGGAUUGACAUCUGACCGUAACUGAGCAAUGACUCAAUGAGCAUGUGAACUCAAAGCAUAUUUCACCAUACAUGAAGUUCUUUCACUUUUUAAUCAUUCUUUGAGUUUUAUGUUGCCAAAGAUCAACUGUACUUUAGUUUCAUGCAUAUACUGUUCAUUGGAUUGUUACUAUCAACAUAUUUUUUGUAAGGUGGGCGCUAGCUAAACCACUUCCUGGAGCCAACCGCCUUAUGAGUCAUCUCCAUAAGAAAGGAGUUCCAUUUGCACUUGCUUCGAAUUCCGUAAGGAGAAACAUUGAGGGGAAACUCUCGUACCAUGAAGGCUGGAAAGAACGCUUUGCGGUGAUUCUCGGAAGUGACCAAGUUAGAUUAGGGAAACCUGCCCCAGACAUAUUUCGUGAAGCUGCAAAGAGGAUGAACGUAGAUGCAGCAAACUGUCUUGUGAUAGAGGACUCCAUAGUUGGAGUCAAAGCAGCAAAAGCUGCUGGAAUGAAGGUAGUUGCUGUGCCAUCAGUAAAUAUUGGAAUCCAUCAGUUUUCUGUUGCUGAUUAUGUGCUUCAUUCCAUUCUUGAGUUACAGCCUGAAAUUUGGGGUCUUCCACCGUUUGCGGACUUGGUAGAUAAUGUGUUGCCAGUUGAACCCAUUUCUUUCAAAGGCUUCUACAGCAAUGGACUUCUCCAUGAAUCCACAGAUGAUAUGUUGGCUGGUCUGCCUGAUCAAGUUUUCGGGAUUUAUAUGGGAUGGGCAAAAAUCUACUCAAACAAGUUACUUAAGAUUGUUGUCAGCAUUGGAUGGGAAAAUAAUAACUGUAGUUUAGAAAGGCAUAUUAAAGCAUUUUUACCUGAGGGAAAUGAUGAGAAUGUCAAUGAUUGCGAGAUGGAGCUUGUUUUAGUGGGAUAUAUCAGAGGAUCAUAUGGGAAGGAAACAACUUAUGCUCUUGACAUUCUUGAUGAAGACAAAUGUGCAGCAAGAUCUGCUUUUUGCCAACAGGAAUUUUCAGUUGAUGCUUGUAUGUCCUUAUUUCAGCAGAUUAAUGGGUGAACAGAUGAUUUGGAGGACAUCAGAUUCUUAAUGUGUGUUCUUUUACAUGUAUAUACAUAUAGUCUGAUCAUAAGAAGAAGCAUUUUCAGUGUAUUUGUUUUGAACUACCCUCAGUCCCAAAAGAGUGUCAAGGAUAAGGUAUAUGUGAAUAAUGUGAUAAAGCUAUUGAAGCAAAGCAAAUAUAUUUUAAGUUGCAGCAGUAUUUCUUCUAAAUUAAAAAAUUAUACAUUGCAUAGAUUCAUUUUAGAUGGAUGGUAGUCGAUAAUCUGUCCUAAAUAAAUCCCCGCAAUAAUUUUGACACAUAGUUUAAGUAAAGCAAUUUUCAGUCAGCAACUCAACACUUAUUACCCUACCCCCAUGGCCCCAUCACUUAGGAUGUUUUUACUUGGACGGUGUUUAGCCCCAGACCAGAUCAGACUUCAACAGACUAGACCAAACUUCAGCAAACCAGAACAGACCAGACUUACAUAGUUACAAAAUACAUAGAGACUAUACAUUUUACCAGACAAUUCAAACCUGAUAGAUCAGACCGGAUCAAACUAGCAAAUUUCAAUCUAAGUAAAAACAUCCUUAUAGAAACAACUACAAAUCCAUAGCAUAUGUGGAGCCAUUCUUAUUUAAUUUUUAAAUCAUACAGAUUCCUUUGAAAUAGAAAGAAGAACUAAUUUUAAUGUUUGAGUUCUUACUACUUCUGAGUUCUGAAUGAGUCCUUCAUCAUCGUCUUUAGGUUGCUGUUGGAUGAGACACUAAUGUUGUUUGAGGGAGAGAAUGGAAAAUGGCAGAGAACUCGUGCAAGAUAGAGCCUUUUCGGAGGUGAGUGGUGUAAAAAAGACCUCUACUACAAAGCCAGGCUGUUUUACUUGGUAUACUGGCUCAACUCGGGAUGAGCGAAAUCGGCAUCUGGGGGGUACAUAUGUAUCAACUGUUGGUCUCAACUGGGCACACAGUUGGAUAUCCCCAUGCACGGGAUCUGAGAGGAAGGUUCUGAUGAGGUCCCUGCUGAUGGGGGCACCCUCAUCCACAGCAACAAGUGCCUGCUGGGUGAGAUUAUAGUCGAAACAAGGAGCCCAUUUCCUUGACCCCAGAUGUGGCUUUCACUGCCUGUGGCUACAUAUUCAUAUCCAUCAUACAAGAUAUCCAUACACGGAUAAUGUGAAGCAGUAUAUGCAUAAAUUCUGUCUUUCCAUCUUCACUCAAUGAGUUGUACGCAUCCAACAUUCCCUCAUAGUCCGGAUAAUAUGAAGCAGUAUAGCAUUCUUAAUCCGGUUUUCAUGAACGCAUGAAACAUGUUGAAAUGGAUCAGUUUGCUAGCGGGGGACAUUCAAUCUCAGCCCGUUUUCACGUCUAAUCAAGUAGCAAACCUUUUCAGCAAGACUCUUGGGGUGGACCACUUUCAAUUCCAAGCAAGUUGAAUGUUUGGAUUCUUCACAAUUGUUUCCUCAUUAAGAUUCAUUAUCAUUGUGAUAUUGUUUCUUUUUUAUAUUGUUUCCUCAUUAUCAUUAUUUGGUCGUAUUCCCAUCAGAACUCUUUCCCAACUUGUGUAGAGGCUUUGUCCAAACAUCUUUC
Molecule: messenger RNA, 4588 nt
Organism: Cuscuta europaea
Lineage: Eukaryota; Viridiplantae; Streptophyta; Magnoliopsida; Solanales; Convolvulaceae
Source: the annotation of a GenBank genome assembly